CUCCGGCGCGACAUCCAUGGCCAAAGCCUGCACGGCGCGACAUUCACCACCACCGACUGACUCGGUAUUGCUUUUUGCCCUCUGGUCUGCGCCGCGCCGCCGCCAUGCCUUCACCACCAUGUCGAGCCCUGUCAGAGCCUGCUCCCAGAUUGCCUGCGACCCGCCAGCCUGCGCGCACCAAUCCAGCAUAUGACAUUGAUAUGUAUUGACCCAAAUGGUCGACCAAGCCUUCAUUCCAUCGCCGGC
This is a messenger RNA of Periconia digitata, 246 nucleotides long. The record is from the annotation of a GenBank genome assembly. Lineage: Eukaryota; Fungi; Ascomycota; Dothideomycetes; Pleosporales; Periconiaceae.